AUGUGUACUUGGCGCACUUACACUUCACGCCACGGAGAGAUUAGUCACCCAAUGGACUGCGCGUAUACCCCCACGCUGGAGUAUUGCGAGUCCAGGUGUUGCAGACAGUUAGUACUGUCCGACAUAGGGUGUCCAGUCGUUUUCGUUUAUGCCGUUGACACCGACUGGCCCACGCUGGGCAUCGACAACGGCAAUCGUGAUGAUGAAGUCGUCGCGGGCGGUAGAAAGCGGAGAAAGGAGGACCAGAGAAAACAGGAGCUCGAGAACGAUGAGUACACCGAGGAUGUGCAACCCACAUCCGUCAGGUGUCGCGGAUGUCAGAAGGCCAUCAGCCUUGACAAACGCUCCAGGUACUAUCCUGGACUGUGGGUCAAGCACAGGAGCAAGUGCCCGGGCAUCCUCGAGCUAGAGGUGGAAGAUAAAGAGCUAACCAGGAGAAGAGACUGGUUUUUUCAGUUAAAUCCAGAACCGCGCCCACCAGCCGCCUCCUCAUUUGACGCGAGCGGUGAAAAUUGGGAAGAGGGAGAGUCAGAAGAGGAUGAGGACGAGGACAGGGUGAUGGGAUUCAGCAGGGAGAAAGGUGACGGGCGUACCGCUACCAAGGAGUUCACGGAUAAAAUUCAUCUUAAAUAUUGUGGUAUCGGACGUCCACGUCCCUUUGUUUACAAAACGUUGUAGCUUUCGUUCCAAAUACAAUUUCCCUUUGAUGUUCUCCAGGAUUUCCGUGAUGAGAUCAGUAGACAAAGGAGUAGGCGUGGAAAUGAUGAUCCUUUGUGCGCAAUCAAAGUCAAGCACGGUAUCAUGAUCGACACCUGGAUAUCGCCGGUUUUGAGUGCUCGGAAGGAGCC
This is a messenger RNA of Suillus subalutaceus, 848 nucleotides long. RefSeq lists its product as uncharacterized. The transcript is spliced from 6 exons. NCBI's taxonomy places the organism in Eukaryota, Fungi, Basidiomycota, Agaricomycetes, Boletales, Suillaceae. Bases 1 to 678 code for a protein of 225 amino acids. The record is from RefSeq and is a predicted model, not a curated record.